This is a messenger RNA of Scomber scombrus (Atlantic mackerel), 1690 nucleotides long. RefSeq names its product heme transporter hrg1-A-like. Lineage: Eukaryota; Metazoa; Chordata; Actinopteri; Scombriformes; Scombridae. Gene Ontology annotation, biological process: heme transport. Gene Ontology annotation, molecular function: heme binding; heme transmembrane transporter activity. The record is from RefSeq and is a predicted model, not a curated record. Bases 38 to 472 code for a protein of 144 amino acids. The transcript is spliced from 4 exons. Gene Ontology annotation, cellular component: plasma membrane; lysosomal membrane.
UAUUGCUUUUUCCCGCACCGGCGUUAUUUUUGUGACUAUGGGGAUAAACAAGACGUACAUUAGUGUCGGCUAUGCCGCGUUUGGUAUGUGUAUGGGUUUCUCUGCUUUCCUGGUGUGGAACAUCGCGUUCAAACAGCCGUGGACUGCAGCCAUGGGGGGACUGUCAGGUGUGCUGGCACUUUGGGCCCUGAUCACCCACAUCAUGUAUCUGCAGGACUACUGGCGGACCUGGCUGAAGGGCCUCAAGUUCUUCUUCUUCAUUGGGAUUUUCUUCUCUGUGCUGGCAGUUGUAGCCUUCAUCACCUUCCUGUCUAUUGCCAUCAGAAACGGGGAGUCCCUGAGGGACCCCCAGAGUCUCUAUUUGUCCUGCGUGUGGAGCGGUAUGAGUCUGAAGUGGUCAUUCCUGCUCACCAUGUAUGCUAACCGCUACCGCAAAGAGUUUGCUGACAUCAGUAUCCUCAGUGACUUCUAAGGGCACUUAAACAUCACACAGUAACUAUACAGACUCUAUAUAGUGCACUCACUGUGUCUCUGGUCUCCCACCAUGAGAGUGUCACAGCGUAAACGUGAUAGAGGACAUUCACAAGGAAUUAGACAUUGUGUUAUGGAUGAGCACUUUGAUCCUGGUUACAGUGUCUCCUGUGAUUAUUUUUUAUUACAUGUGCAGGAUUUGUUGUCGACUUGGCCACUUUAUAGACAGAUCCAGCCCUGUUUUAUAUGACCCUCGAUAGAUUUUAUUCUCUUAUGUCUUCACUUGCUCUUACAUUCUCGCAUCCUGUUUUGUCACACACCUGUACAAUUCCCUUGUGACAAAAUGCAAAAUAUGGGAAAAGCUGAAUCAAAACACACCCCUCAGUUGUAAUUAUUUGUUGCAGUUUCAUGCGAUGGCCACUAGGGGGUGUCACUCUUCCAACAAUUAUAUGCCGUAUGAAGAAAGUGUGUGCUUGUCAUCCUCCCGCUUUGUGAUAUUGCAUCUGUUUUCUUUACAUGUUUCUGUGUCAAAGAAUGAUUAAAUAGCCUUACAAAACAGAAAGAAAUUUUUUUUCCAUCACAGGGAUCAAAUGGUGAAAUCUUUAUUAUCACCUUUGCAUCAAGCUUAUGGCGAAAACAGCGCUUUCAGGUUGAUGUAAAUCCAGGCGCUGCUUUCAGACAGCUCACCACUGAGUCUGUCAGGUCAGCCAAAAACCUGCAGCAUCAACAUGAAUGCUUUCAUGUGCAAUUCCAAAUCAGCACCACAUGUCCUGGUUCAAUGUAUAUCUGGAAUAUGACCGGGCAUUUUAUAUGUAAAGAAAGUUUUUUUUUUUUUUCUAUCAGUGUGACAAAAAAACAGAAAACACUUUAAAAACCCGAUAGCAUUCAAUGCCAUAAGCAUGAAAAUGAGUGAUGCUUAUGUUUGUUGAUUAUAUUUCAUUUAUUGUUUUAAUUCUCAACAGCAGUGAUACCAUUAAUGUGCAUGCUUAUGUAUUAAUGUUUGAUUUUACGUUGCCCGCCCGCAUCAAACUCAUCUAUGGCAUUUAUAUUGUCGCUUAAUGAGAUUAUAUUGCUGUAUUUCUUUUAUCUCUGUACACUACCAUGUUAGAAAUGAAGGAUGGCAUUGUGUAUCCACACGUUUCUCUUGACUGAAUGUAGGAAUGUGUGUUUGUACAGGAGUGCGUCCGAGAGCCACGUUAAUAAAAUAUGUUAUUUGAUA